Messenger RNA from Tyto alba (common barn owl), 1077 nucleotides. Its product is annotated as vegetative cell wall protein gp1-like. Lineage: Eukaryota; Metazoa; Chordata; Aves; Strigiformes; Tytonidae. The record is from RefSeq and is a predicted model, not a curated record. Bases 1 to 903 code for a protein of 300 amino acids. The transcript is spliced from 2 exons.
AUGUGCCGGGGGCUUUGUCCCCAAGCCAAGCCGCCCCAUGGCCACAUUGGGGACCCAUCCCUGCCCUUGUCCCCAAGCCAAGCACCCCCUCAGCCACACUGGGGACUUAUCCCUGAGCCCCUCGGUCCCGUCAGGGACUUGUCCCUGCCCUUGUCCCCAAGCCAAGCCACCCUUCGGCCAUCUUGGGGACUUGUCCCCAAGCAGCUCCUUGGCCAGGUUGGGGACUCAUCCCUGUCCUUGUCCCCAAGCCCUACAGUGCCCUGCACGUGUCAGGGAUGUGCCGGGGGCUUUGUCCCCAAGCCAAGCCACUCCUUGGCCAUACUGGGGACUUGUCCCUGCCCUUGUCCCCAAGCCGAGCCACCCCUUGGCCACAUUGGGGACUUGUCCCCAAGCAGCUCCUUGGCCAGGUUGGGGACUCAUCCCUGUCCUUGUCCCCAAGCCCUACAGUGCCCUGCAUGUGUCAGGGAUGUGCUGGGGGCUUUGUCCCCAAGCCGAGCCAACCCCUGGCCGUGUUGGGGACUCAUCCCUGCCCUUGUCCCCAAGCCCCACAGCCAUUUUGCAGGCAGCUCCGAGGCACAAAGGGUCGCAGCAGCACCCCUUGACCCCCCCAAACCCCCCUUCCACUCCCCCCCACCCCCCCCAGGACCGGGGCACUGGGGUAAGAGCGAGACGGGUGGCGUGUCCCUGUCCUCGGGGGCUGCGGUUUGGGCUGUUUACGCGCAGCAGGACGGGUCAAGGUCGCGGAUUGUAAGCGGCGGAGCAGCUGCUGCCGGCUGGAGCGGGGCCAGCGGCCGCUCGCACCAGGCACCGCUGCCUCCGCCUGCCUUCCCAGCACCCAAAAAGGCCAAAUUUAACCCCAAAUCAGGGUCCUGCCGGCGAUGGGGGCGACCGGCGCUGCUCUGAACGCCUCUUUCAUUCAUGGACUGAGUUGUGGCUGGUCUCAGCCUUGGGGGGAGCUGGGGGGGUUGGUGCUCGCUCUGGGUUUUACUCCCCGGUUUGGGGAGCGGGGGUCGUGCCCUGUGGGGGGGUCCCAGUGGGUGCCCCCGGUGCGGGAGAAUAAAGCCCCCUGGGUGACCA